This is a messenger RNA of Lachancea nothofagi CBS 11611, 1995 nucleotides long. The record is from the annotation of a GenBank genome assembly. Lineage: Eukaryota; Fungi; Ascomycota; Saccharomycetes; Saccharomycetales; Saccharomycetaceae.
AUGGCAAAAGAGCAGAUUAAAGUUGUGGUCUGUGGUGAUGACAGUGUGGGGAAAACAAGUCUCAUAGCAUGCUUGGUGAAGGACCAGUACAUACCAAACCUUCAAGACUUCUUGCCGCCCGUCACUAUACCGCGUGACUUUUCUUCGAGUCCCUAUUGUCCCAAAAAUAGUGUUUUGGUCGACACGACCAGCUUUGAUCUACCAUUGUUGCACCGAGAACUUAAGAGUGCCGAUGUAAUCUGGUUAGUGUAUUCAGAUCAUGAGAGCUACGAUCGUGUGGCGCUGUACUGGAUGAUGAUGUUUCGAUCUCUUGGCGUAAACCUGCCUGUUAUUCUGUGCAAAAACAAAUGCGACAGCUACCUGGAGGAAGAUCAGUCCAUAAGCGCUAACGAAAUCAGAGCAGAGGAUAAAUCAUCAGAAGACACAAAAAUUGAAGACGAAGAAUUCAUUCCGAUUUUACGCGAAUUUAAAGAAAUUGAGACCUGCAUUAAAACGAGUGCCAGAGAUAAAUUUAACGUCAACCAGGCAUUUUAUCUUUGUCAAAGAGCCAUAACACACCCUAUCGCGCCGCUUUUUGAUGCUCGUGUAGGAGAGUUGAAGCCGCUCACGGUCAUGGCGCUCAAAAGAAUAUUUCUUCUAUCGGACAAAGAUCAAGACGGUUUUCUCAAUGAUGAAGAGCUAUCCGUCUUACAGAAGCGCUCCUUCAGCAAGACCAUUGAUAUUCAUGAGCUUGAAUUCAUCAAAAAGACUUUGGUUAAUCUCUCAACUUCACCGCAAGAAUACGCUAGCUACACACUCUUUGUUCCUGGAAAAGGAAUCACAAAAGAUGGGUUUUUGGUGCUGAACAAACUCUAUUCCGAGAAGGGCAGACAUGAAACAACAUGGGGCAUUUUGCGAGCAUUCCAUUAUACUGACUCACUAUCUAUAAGCGAUAAAGUACUCUAUCCUAAAAUGGAUAUCCCAGAUACUGCCAGCGUCGAGCUGAGUCCACUUGGAUACCGUUUUCUCGUAGAGUUAUUUUUGACCUUCGAUAAAGAUAAUGAUGGUGGGCUAAAUGACCGAGAACUUGAGUUUUUGUUCAAAACAACUCCCGGAAUACCGAAACUGUGGUCAGAGACUAAUUUUCCAUUUUCCACAGUCGUCAACAGUCAGGCUUGCGUCACACUACAAGGCUGGUUGGCGCAGUGGACAAUGACUACUUUCUUAGAUUACAGAACUACUACCGAAUAUCUCGUCUAUCUGGGUAUAGAAAGAGACGCAAGAUUGGCUCUUCAAGUCACUAAAUCUCGAAAGAAGCGAAGGCGUAACGGGAAGCUUUAUAGAGCACCAGUCACCGAUCGAAAGGUUUUUAAUUGCUUUGUUGUUGGAAAGCCAUACAGUGGCAAAAGCUCACUUUUGGAGUCAUUUGUGGGAAUGUCCUUCUCAGAGUCAUAUUCACCGACCAUAAAACCUCGCAUAGGGGUCAAUAGCUUGGAGUUGAAAGGAAGCAAACAGUACUAUUUAAUCUUGCAGGAAUUUGGAGAGCAAGAGCCUGCUAUUUUGGAAAAUGUUGAAAAGAUGAAGGAGUGUGACGUACUAUGUCUCACAUAUGAUUCCAGUGAUCCAGAGUCAUUCUCUUGCCUUUUCGACUUGAUAAAUCAACACAAAUACCUCCAAGAGCUUCCUAUGGUAUUUGUGGCUCUUAAAGCUGAUCUUGACAAACAGCAGCAGAGGUGUUAUAUUCAGCCUGACGAUUUCACCGAUAAGCUUUUUAUUGAUCACCCCUUACACGUAUCAUCGGCGUGGUCUAGUUCGCUGAACGAACUUUUCAUCAAACUAACGGAAGCUGGGCUAGAGCCUGCCAAGAAUACCCCUGGGCUGGCCCCAGAUGUCACCAAAGAGGAUAUUGAUUAUUGGCAGUACGCACUGGUCGCUACUUCCGCCGUCGGUUUUACAUCUCUUUUCACCUUCACUUUCUUCAAAUUUUUUCGAAGUUUACGAAGCGACACUUCUUGA